Molecule: messenger RNA, 1262 nt
Organism: Rosa rugosa (rugosa rose)
Lineage: Eukaryota; Viridiplantae; Streptophyta; Magnoliopsida; Rosales; Rosaceae
Exons: 1
Coding region: 195-905 (236 amino acids)
Source: RefSeq, a predicted model, not a curated record
UUGACAAGAUGGCCGUGAAAGCUCUACUAAUCAACAUUCGAUUUGAACAGUUAUAAAACACCUAAAUCAAUUAUCAACAUGAAAAUCAUACAAAUUUGCUGAAUUAUUCUCAUUCAUGCAUUUAAUUAGUAGCUUCGACAGAUGGUGAUUCAUAUCGGACGACCCAAAUACGUUUCAAGGUCUUCCACACCUCAAUGGUAGAAAUUAAUUUAGCUUCUAUUUCAUUUUUCAUCUACUAUAAAAUGGCUUUCUCUGAAGUACGGUAUUCCUCAUCAAGAACCAUGUCUCCAAAAAAAUCCUCACCCGACUCCACUCUCUUGAAGUUGAAAAGAAUGUCGCAAAAAGUGUUUGAUUAUAACCUAUUUAGACGCACUGCCAAAUCUCCUAUCUUCUCCACCAUCUCAUUUGCUGCCAUAUUCUUUCUCCUCUAUUCAUCAGACACCAUAGUCUCGAUCUCUAACCUUCCCAUGCAUCCGGUUGACCUCAAAAGUCAUAAAAUUGUUGACCAUCGCCAGGAACCAACCUUGAAUACUACUACUAAUAUCCAAGAAGAGAUCAGCAUUGAUGAAGGUCCGGAUGAAGUUUACGACCCUCUAAUCCCUCCCGACAAUGUAACAAAAUUAAGAAGAAAGACUAGUGUGGUUCAGGCGGAAGCUUCCAGAGCUGGAGAUACUCCGGUCCAACAGCUUGACACAGCAAUUCCACAGUCGAGUUCUCCAGUUUCUCAACAACGGAUGCAGCAUUCAAUUCUACAUGAUAUGGUUUUCACCAGCCAAGUCAUUUGGAAAAAGAGAAUUCUUCGCCAUGGACAGCCUCUUCAAAGCUCAUCCUCAAGGAUGUUUGAUGCUAUUAUCGAAAAGCAUGGAUUCGGCACGCGGAUACCGAAUCCUGAAACCAUUACUUGAUGGAGGAUUCAAAAUACUCGCGGUGACUCCAGACUUGCCGUUUCUAGUCAAAAACACUCCAGGUGAAACGAAAUGAAGAGUGGGAGGAGAGACCCAGGUUACAUCCCAUUGUCCCAAAACCUAGCCAAUCUGAUCAGACUUGCCGUGCUUUACAAGUAUGGAGGUGUACAGACUUCAUAACUCUGAAGGAUUUCUCGGGGUUGAGCGAUGCAAUUGGAGCACAAAACAUAGAUUAGGAGUCCAAAAACUGGACCAUACUAAACAAUGCAGUCAUGAUCUUCGACAUAAACCUUCCGCUUCUACUAGACUUCUUGGGAGAAUUUGCUUCAACAUUUAAUGGAAACAAAUGGGGUCACA